AUGAUGCAGACUCUUCAGCAGCAGCCGAUGUACUUAAGAAUAAUGGGCAUUGACUCGGAGUGGUUUCGCAGCUCACCAGUGGCGGUCGUUCAGUUUGCAACAUCCAGCCACUGCUUCGUGCUUCACAUCAGCUUUUUCGAUGAUCGCGCCUUGCCCGCUGCUGUGAAGGAGGCACUCUGCGAUCCGGCCAUCAUAAAGUGUGGCGUUGGCAUCAAUGGCGAUGUCUCGCGCCUUCGAAAGGAGCAGGACAUCACAAUUCAAAGUGUGCUUGACGUGGCUCACUACAGCGCCUUUUUUGGCCUUCAUCACGGUGCACGGUCAAAUCUUAAAGCGCUUGCGGAAAGCGUUGCAAACCUAUCUAUAGUGAAGGAUAACAAAAUUACACGUAGCAAUUGGGAGUUACCGCUUCCGGACAGUAGCGUGAACUACGCGGCGGAAGACGCACUGGCGUCCUAUUUGAUCGGGCAGAACGUGAUGUUAAAAGCAUCAGAGGUGUACUGCAUGAGUGCGAACACCUUUGACAUUCCUCAGUGGCUCAGACAUACCUCAUCAAUCGCAGCAAUGAAGCUAAGGAAACUGCAGCAGGAGCAAUGGAAGUUAGAUGUCGAAAAGAGGGAGAAGGAUAAACCCAUGCCUGAUAGCGAUGACCACGCUGCGCGGCAGGUGCAGGCAAGCAGUUGCGUCAAAGUGCGUGUGCUGGACAGAAAUGGAAACUUUCUCUUCGAGUGCUCGCGAAAAAGGGCCAAAUUCUAUGUGGCGGAGAAGAGUUUGGCGGUGAUCACCAAGAGCUUAGCGGGCGAUCCACGCAAGACCCUCGAGAUACAGUUUUUGUUCGAUCCGAAGGUGAAGACGCGGCGAUGCAUUUAUUAUGCCUUAGGGGACUGUGAGUUACAGGGCCAGUGCCCAUUUGCCCACGGCAUGAGCGAGCUGCAUCCAGAUGCGGCGGCGUUAGUGGAAUCAGAGAAGCCGAGCUGUGCCUGUUGCCUGGGAACUAAAGGGCUCCUGCGCCACGCUAUAACACCCACGUCGUUUCGAAAAUUUAUGCCAUUGCCUCAACGGCAGCCACUGGACGAUGAUUACCUGCCCGUGUGUAAGCAGUGUAACUCAGUGCUUCGCCCAUAUUAUGCCGAUGAGAUGAGGAGAUGCUACACGGAGGCCGAGGAGUCGAACAGUACAACGUUCAGGUACAAUGUGAUGACAAAGUGCUGCUCGUAUGCUCGUCUACUGUUGGACACCAACAAGCUCGCGAAGAUACCGGCUAACCGCUGCGAAGAACUCCGGCAAUAUGUAAAGCGAAACUGGAGGAGUACCUUCUUCGAAGAUUUCAAUCCUGAAUUUGAAAUGCGUACGCCCGUUGAGCAAGACGAGGCAUUUCUGAAGCGCCUUGGGAGAAUUGUCCCUGAUGACGUGAGAGCAAAGGUGACAAUGAACAUUCUUGUUGGUGACGACCAGGAAAAGGCGCAACAGUUCAACAAGCGAUGGCGUGACUACUGCUUUAGUAUGUGUUGUGUGAUUGAAAAAAAGAGCAACCGCAUGAGCUACGAUGACUGGCAGACCUACCGUGCUCAUAAUAGAGAGCCUUGA
Molecule: messenger RNA, 1584 nt
Organism: Leishmania braziliensis MHOM/BR/75/M2904
Lineage: Eukaryota; Euglenozoa; Kinetoplastea; Trypanosomatida; Trypanosomatidae
Exons: 1
Coding region: 1-1584 (527 amino acids)
Biological process (GO): nucleobase-containing compound metabolic process
Molecular function (GO): nucleic acid binding; metal ion binding; 3'-5' exonuclease activity
Source: RefSeq, a predicted model, not a curated record